AUGGCUCGGGAGGAGAUGAACGCUAGAAACCGAAAGAACGAAGCGAACGAAAUGAGAAUCGAAGAUCGCAAAAACCGGCUUUCGCGUGACCGCCUCUCGGACGGCUACACAGAAGCCGCGCUGCGGCUGAAUUUCGUCUCUCCUGACGGCAAACCUUGGGAACCAGCGCCGAACACCAGGAUAUGCAGUCGCCACUUUGUGGGCAACGAGAAAAGCAAUUCGGCCAGUCACCCCGUGUAUGUUCCUACAGUCUUCUCCGCGGCCUACAACAGGCCUCUUCCGCCUGACUCUUCAAGUCACAUGGAACGGUUUCAAAGGUCUUUCCAAACGUUUAGGUGGCAGAUAAGGGGCAUGAAGCCGAGUUACUGCGCUGCUGGGAGCAACGUUCCAGACAUGCAAACUGCAUCUGAGGAAACCUCCGACGCGAGAAGCGAAAAUCCAUCAACCCACACUGAGCAACAGAAGCCUGCAGAGUGUUCCGACUACACUGGAGCUCUUGCUGACCAGACAAGAGCAGACGUACAUGGAAGCUUUCCUCCAGCAUCAACUCGCGAUGAUGAAGACUGCCCCAGACCUCUGAAAGAGGAUUUGACUUCUGCAGGUACCUCGCGACUUGAAACACCAGCCCAAACUGAUGGCCAGCAGAUGGUUACACGCGCGGUUGGACCGCACGCAAGGGCUUGCUACUUUGCUGGAUAUGCAAGCAUUGUAAGUGCCCCUGAUGCACUACGAAGUUUGUGUGGGGUGGACAGCAAUCCGUUUUCUUUAUUGCUUAGUCUUUUGCCAGCGGUCAAAGAAAGAACAACUGAUGUAACGAUUGAAAACAAACUUCUCAUGUUUCUCAUGAAAAUGAAAUUAGGAGUAUCUUUUGUGGCCAUUGGUGUCAUGUUUGGGGUUCAUGAGAGCACUGCCUGCCGUAUCUUUUAUACAGUUCUGAACACAUUGGCAGAAGUAACAAAAGAUUGGAUUUAUAAGCCCCCUACUGAAGGUAUAAAACUUUCACAGCCCGAAUGCUUCAAGAAAAAUUAUCCAGAGUGCACUUUGAUCAUUGACUGCACUAAAGUUAAAACCGAAACACCAUCCGAAGUCAGGCAGCAGCACCUGCUGUUUUCUCCAUCCAAGAGUUGCUACACACUAAAAUUUUUAGUUGGAAUUAUCCCAAAUGGAAUGAUUGUUUUUGCAUCUGAGCCUUUCGGCGGACGCUGCUCUGAUACACAAAUCACUCUUGAUUCUGUUUUUUUUUUUUCACAUCGUUGAACCGGGUGACAUGAUGUCGGCUGACAAAGGUUUUCCUGGUAUCCGUACAGAGCUUGCUCACAAAGGAGUAGUCAUGGUCAUGCCACCCUUUUCAGCUGGAAGUGGCGUCCCAUUUUCUCCUGAAGAAAUGUAGCGAACCUACAGCGUUGCAUCUGUGCGCGUUCAUGCUGAAAGGGUGAUUCAAAUAAUUAAGCAGUACGGCAUCCUGAAACAUGACAUCCCAAUUUCGCUUAUUUCGCCUAUGACGGCGGUUUUCCAUAUGUGCUGUGUUUUGGCAAAUCUUCAACCUCGCAUAAUUGCAAUGACAUCAGCACACUGACAAGAAUGUGCCCUUUUAAUUUGGAGUUCACCAGGUGUGGUCUGUUUCCCUGGAUGCGUCAAUGCAUGAGACUUACAAGCUGCUCAUAUGCUGUGAAAGACGCUGUCGUGGAGGGCUGUGGAUAAAUUUUGACCAUCUGUGGUUCUUUAAUCUGCACUGAUAUUAAAUCACAGACGGGUUUUCUUGCAUUUUGCCUGUAUUAAAAUGCACCCACAACAGCAGGGAUUCUGUUCCAGGGUCAUCCAAAUGGAAAAAAGAUGCCUGAAGAGAUAGUGUCCACAUUAUCUCUAAUGAUGCAUACUCUUUCCUUGCAUUGAUAUUAAUGUGGACAUGUAUGCUGUUGUUACUGGCGUAAUAUUAUUUUUUUUCUUCACUUGCAGUAGUAUUCUGCAUAUUUUUUGUUUUCUGCCUCCCCAAUACAAUUUCAGACAACGUCACUGCGGGUAUUAUGGUAGAUAAAUAAAUAAGCUGUGUGCAUGCGGGAAGGUAUGGCACAUUAGUACACAGCACCACAUCAACUUUGUUUUCACACUUGUCCUGGCCCAAGUUCAUCGGAUCAAACAAAAAAAGAACUAGCAGGAUUGUUCUAACUCUGUAACAUCAAUGUUUUAUCAUGAGCUGAUGCAAUGGGACAUGUUCAGUUACGGGGAAUUAAGUGGUAUGGGUGUGAGGGGGGGAGUUAGGAGACAGCCUGGGCUACCACAGCGCUCUUGACAGAUUGCAUCUCAUAUCUUCAUAUCUUUCGAGGGGUUUAAACAAAUCAUCACGCAUCUAGUUGUAGAGCUGCUCUCAAAUAAUGGUCACCUCCGUGUAGAUUUAGUGGCAGGUGACAGUGGACAUUGUAAUGUAGUUAACUCAUCAAUAUUUGUAUUCUUCACUAAAGAGCGCAUGUGAUGUCACUCUGUUGAGAACUAUUUGCAUGGUGUGUUACAGUGACAUGUGCGACAUCAGAGCAUACAUACCAGUGGGCUGUUUUAUGUGUUACCAUGGCAUGAGGUUGCAUGUUGUUCAAUCAUUGUGUCGGGUGGUCGUUGCUGUGACACCCUCGUCAUUGUGAAAGUGAGGAAAGAUUUAACAAAAGCCUACACUUCAAAACUGCAGGCAUUGCAUCUGUCUUGUAAGCUAGCUCCUGCAUAUGCACUGGCUCACUGCAAAGCAUGACCCAACAGACUGUUCCAGCAGUGAAUGUGGUAAAGUUCAACAUGUAAUAAAAUGUUUAUUUGAAAGCUUUGGCAUAUCUGUGCAACUCUUAGUGAUGCAAAACUAUAAAUAUCAUAGCACAAAUAUUUCUCACUUACCUAUACACUCGUGUAAAUACUUGGCCUUUUCACUGCACAGCACAUAUUGUUUCAACGCUAGAAAAGCCAAGCAAGGUCUGUACAAACUUACUUCAUCUUACAAGUGGUUAGCAGUGUCUUAGAAGCUACAUGUGUGAGGUGACUGCUUGCCACGAGUGUACUCUAAUCGCACACUCCUGAGCCAAGGUGACAAGUCCGCAAGCUGUUGCCAUGUGCUUGCAGUUCCCACUCCACUGCAAGCUACCUGUGAUAUAAGAGGGGAAGUGAAAAAGUAAAGGCACUAGGGUUUCAUAACACUGCUAGUAUCCAGCGCUGAAUUAGUGUCGUCUGCAACGCUUCUAUGGAACGUCUCACUCUUAUUCCCGCGUUAGUCGUUAGAGUGUAGCAGGCCGCUAAACAUGGCAGCUCCAUUUUCGGAAAGUGUGCUAGGUGGGUGCCAAGAGAAUUGUCAGCGCAACAUAAGGCACGAAGGUUGGACAUCUCUCGUAAACAUCUGGCUCGUUAUCGUCGCGAUGGAGAUGAAUUUUUACAGCGAAUUGUUACUGUAGAUGAAACUUGGGUGCAUCAUCACGAACCGGAAAGUAAAGCUGCGAGCAUGGUUUGGAAACACUCAUCACCAGAAGUUAAGAAAUUUAAACGUCAACCAUCAGCUGGUAAGAUUAUGCUUACACUAUUCUGGGACAUGGAAAGUGUGGUAGCCGUUCAUGUCAAUCCAAGAGGCGGAAGCGUGAACAGUGAGAACUGUUGUGAUGUGUUGACAACUAAACUGAAAGCUGCAAUCGGGUCAAAACGUCGUGGAAAACUGCAAAAAGGUGUCAUCCUGCAGCAAGAUAACGCUCGGCAACAUUCUGCCAAACCGACGGCCCAAACAAUAAAGGAGUUGGGAUUUAAAUUGCAGGAACACCCUCCAUACAGUCCACACCUGGCUCCAAGUGGUUUUCAUAUGGUUGGACCAUUGAAAGAAGCGCUCAGGGGAAGACGAUUCGCAAGCGAUGUGGAAGUCAUUGAUGCGGUGCAAAAUUGGUUACAGUUGCAACCAAAAAACUUCUUUUUCCGACGGAAUAAAAAAAAACUUUGGGCCAACUGCGUUGAAGUGCAGGGAGGUUAUGUAGAAAAAUAAUGUAUGUUUCAGUUUUCUAUCAUUAGAAUAAAUGUGCCUUUUCUCAAAAGUCCCUUUAUUUUUUGAAUUCCCCCUUGUAAUUAUAUGCAGCAAAGAACCUUAAACAAGGUGCUUAAUAUAGAAAUUAAAAUAAAAAUGUUCGAGCCUGGGAAAUGCCUCUGAUAAAAAGUGCUCAUCACACUCAACAACAAUUGUGAUAGUUUUCUUAGAGCUGUAAACAAAAAAAAAAAACACUGUGUUGUGUUUGUUACAUACAUUGUAAUUUGCAUUUGUGUGUAAUACUGAUGGCGCUUGUUCACUGGCAAGUGUCCAUCUCUGAACACAAUGUACUUGAUGAAGCUUGCUUCCUUAGUGUGGUCGAUAAGUACAUCGUCUUUCCGGGAGUACGGGCACUUAAUUUCCAGCAGAGUUGUCUGGUCUCCAUACUUGAAAAGUCCGUCAGGGCUGGCACACAGCCGUGGUUGCUUCAGGCGCACAAUGAGACCAACCUGCGGUCAUAUUGGUUGAGAGUUUGAAGUUGCGCAGAUUAUGCCACAUUC
Molecule: messenger RNA, 4533 nt
Organism: Dermacentor andersoni
Lineage: Eukaryota; Metazoa; Arthropoda; Arachnida; Ixodida; Ixodidae
Source: RefSeq, a predicted model, not a curated record